This is a messenger RNA of Helobdella robusta, 714 nucleotides long. RefSeq lists its product as hypothetical. The record is from RefSeq and is a predicted model, not a curated record. NCBI's taxonomy places the organism in Eukaryota, Metazoa, Annelida, Clitellata, Rhynchobdellida, Glossiphoniidae. The transcript is spliced from 3 exons. The coding region runs from base 1 to 714 and encodes 237 amino acids.
AUGUGCAUCAUUCUAAAAGGUCGAGAUGCCCACGCAAUAAUACUUGUUGUGUCAACAAUCUCAAAAAAACCCAGCAGUUCAUCAGAGAUUUGGAAGACGCUUUCAAAGGGUUUAGUGAUGAUAAAUGAUAUAGUGGAUUCAAAAUUAUUAAGAAUAAAAAAACUUCUCGUGAACAAUAAUUACUCUUUGAAACAAAUUGAUCAAGUCAUAAAUAGAUUAACCAAAAAUAUCAUGAAAAUGCACAAAAUAUACAUCAAAAUAAUGCAAUUACCAACAACCAAUAAUUAUAACAAUGUUAUCACCAACAAUAUUGAUGAUUCAAACAACAAUCCUAUCAAUAGUGACAACCUUAACAACAUCAACAACACCAACAUCAACAAUAACAACAACAACAACAACAAUAGUGCCAACACUGUAGAUACCAAUGCUACAACCCACAGCGCAAAUAUCAGUUGCAAUUGGAACAUCAUCAAUAGUGACAACCCUAACAACAACAACAACAUCAGCAACAACAACAUCAACAAUAACAACAACAACAGUGCCAACACUGUAGAUACCAACGCCACAACCCACAGCGCAAAUAUCACUUGCAAAUGGAACAUCAUCACAAGAAGCAAGAAGAACCACAGCGAUGAUAAUAAUAAUAAUAACGUUAACAAUAAUAAUACUAAUAACGUUUUUAAAUAUUGUAAAAAUAAUAUUAAUAAUAUGUAG